Molecule: messenger RNA, 13679 nt
Organism: Pocillopora meandrina
Lineage: Eukaryota; Metazoa; Cnidaria; Anthozoa; Scleractinia; Pocilloporidae
Source: the annotation of a GenBank genome assembly
ACAAAGUUGAGAGGUCUUCAAACAUGGCGGGCAGUACAUCUCCGGUUUCGAAGCAGGCAUUUCACGAGACCUACGAGCUAAAGGAAGAACUGGGAAAGUAAGUAGCUCUGCAGAUCAGCUUUCACUGGAAGUGGCUGUAGAAUUUAUUCUUAUUUUACGGUUGUCCUUCGCAGAGGUGCAUUCAGUAUUGUUCGUCGAUGUGUACAUAAGGAGACGAGACUUGAGUAUGCCGCCAAAAUUAUCAACACCAGAAAAUUAUCAUCCAGAGGUAAGAAAACCGGAUUUGGUUUUUUUUCACAUUUACUUUAGAAUUGAAGCUUUUAUUAUGAACUUGUUAUCGAAAGGCGAGGUACUAAAGUUAAAAAUUGUUUUUAAUUUUUUGAAUGAACUUGCAGCAAAUUUUAUUUGGAAUCUUUUCGGGAUUCUCUACUUAGAAGAGCGAAGAAAUAAAUUUGUCAGGAAACGACUUAUUUUCUAUGGUUUUUUUUGUAUUGCUGUGGCAAGGUUACUCUUUUGCAUCUACUGAAUUCGAACGUGUCUCUUAUUUUCAAGGAUGUAAAGAAUAUUUCAAAUGAGGAAUGAUUCAAAGGGAAAUUGUUUAUGUUAUUUAGAGGUCGCCUACAAGGUGUAUUUUUGGGAAUAUACUUUGUAUUAGUUUUCGAAAAGCACGGACAAAUGGCUACCAUAAAUGAUACAUCGAAAUCUAAACCAGAUGUUGCUGUCGAUCGAAAGUUUGAUCAGAGUGAAUUAAAUAUUUUAAUGCCAGAAAGAGCCAAACAUCACUUCACAGUGGGAGAGUCCGCGUAGAUUUCACCUGUGCGCGCUCUACACUCUGAUAUUUACUCAGAUAACUUCUCUAAUAUAUUUUACUCCUCAUUCAUUAGAUCUUCAGAAGCUCGAACGAGAAGCCAGGAUAUGCCGCCUACUAAAGCAUCCUAACAUUGGUGGGUAUGGAAUAGGUUUAAAUUACGGUAAAUAUCACGCGAAGGAAAUUGGAAGGUUCACAAAUUGAGAUCCUUGUAACUUUGAAAAUGUUCUUUGUAAUGCAUAAUUUUCUUAAUAUAUAUGUUAGCCAGAGAGUUAUAUUGUUUCUGGACGGGUGACUUUCUAGAAGUCUUCCGUAAUUUUAUUCGCGGGUCCAUUUUACGCCUUUAGACGAACAGCGGCUUAAAUGUCUUCAAACGGCGAUCAGCUCAACAACUGUGUAAACACAGAAAAAUACAUUUAAUACAUGUCAUCAGCGGUGCGCACGGCAGCAAGUCACUCUAUUUAAGAGGUGAUAUGUUGAAAUUCCCUCGCUAAGAGACAGAAACAACUCAUAAUUGUCAACAUGAAGUUUUUGCAUGUGAAGAUGCAAAGCCUCUCCCUUUAUAUAAUGUCGGAGGCGUGUGAAUUUGAAUGUUAUUGAUUCGUUUGUGUUGUUCAUGUCAAACUGUGAUGACUUCCCACUCAUCAUCAUCAAACCCCGCAGCCCUGCACGGUAGCGAUCUGUCGUUGGUUUACGACUCCGUAGUUGUUAAUUUGAGCUAUGACACAAAUUUACAUCGGCAAGAACUGUCUGGAUUUCUGCUUCAGAUAAGAUUCCUCUUUUCGGUUUGCGGAGGUGGUGGAGUUGAUUGCUUUUUAAUUUAGUGAGACAAAAACUUUUACCCAGCUGCAGGUUAUCCGAAUUUACGAGAAAAACUUCUUUCCUGUUUUUGAAGAUAAAAAGAAGUAUUUUUUCUGUAGCUAAGGUGGAACCUAAUUGUUUCCUUUUGUCGUCUUGUAAUUAUAAAUGUUCUAAAUACUAUGCUUCCAUAUUUUCCUAAGACAAUUGACGCUCAUGAAUCGAUUUCGCGGGAAGAGUAACUCGAUAUGUUAUGUGAAACAAAUUUCGAACAUUACAUCGUUUUGCACUCAUUUUUUAUAUUGCGUUUUGUGGGAGAGAAUUCCGAAAACUUAUGAUGAGUAAAAUUUCGAGAAAAUACAUGUUUUCUUUGAGCUGACUUUUGUCUCAGCAGCCAAUAAAUCAAAAGCGUCGUGCUGCGCAUACAUUUUAUAGAUUUAUUUAUUGAAUUUACAUAAAUGAAUGCUGUUCUCUGCGAAUCCGAUGCAUUUUUAAUUCCUUCUUUGCAAAUAAUUGAUAGGCAGUACGUCGCAUAGGAAGCAUAUUGAACAAGAGAUGUGUGCAUGUGAGUCACUGAUAGAGAGAGAGCAAGACUGAAUCUGUCAACCAUUGAGAACCAAAAUUAGGCGGGUAGAGGAAGACGUCAAAACUUGAGACAAAUUGAGUGUAAUUAAUGAAGUUGGAUCAGUCCAUCAAUUUCCUAAUAAUUUUUCAUUUGCUUGGGACAAUAUGGCAAAUGGAAGUUCUCUCUGAGGUCUGUUUAGGAUGAGUUUUAAGCUAUCUUAUUGCCAUGUUGGCAGAAUGUUUGAGCUGAUCAGAAAGGUUUAUAGGAAAACAUAUACUCAUGUUAAUCAUCAAGAAUUGUAGAUUAAAUAAAAUGUUUCAAGAUUAAAGGUAACACAUGGGUAUAGGAUCAAAGUAAUUAGCACUUAUUAUGCAAUUUGCUCCAUUUUCUUUUUCUCCUUGAGCACUAUUUUAUUUAGUGCAAAUUAGUUGACCUUCAUUUCCAUUAAUUUGCCAAAUCUUUUUUUUUUUUUUUUUUUAAUCAUAUGAUUAAUUUUUUUUCUUGAGAGGAUUGUCCUACUUGAUAUUUGGGUUCCCUGAGAACAAGAUAUAUCUUAGAGAAAUUAAUUUCAUUUUUCUUAAGAGUCAGUUUCUACUAGUUGAAAAUUCUUUCAUUCAGUAUAUGUACAUUUGUAUUUGUAGCAUGAUAAUUACAAUUAUUGUGACCCAGAUGUCAAAGGAAAUGUCAAAAUUUGUCUUCAGCUCAAAGGGAGCAAUGUGUCAUGAAAAGGUCAAUAUCCAUAUGGGAUGUGACUUUAUGCUGUUUAUUAUUCAUCAAAGGGACAUGGAUGUAUGCUGUUUUAAAGAUGUUCUUUAAUUUAUUUGUUUUGUAUGUCUACUGAAGGUGCUUUUUAGAAUGAUUUUCUUUUUCAUGCUUGUUGUAAAGUGCAAACAGACAUUUGCUCAGCAUUAGUAAAUAAAUAAAUUUAGUGAUUGUGAUUAUCUGAAAGCAAGUAUGUCAGAAAUGUUCUGAUUGGGGUGAUCUUAUCUUUACAAGGUACAUGUACAUCCUCAUGAAUUUAGAAUUGUUCUUCAACCAUCACAUGUACUUAACUCUUUACUUAGCCCUCGAAAAGCUGUUUUCAUAAGAAUAUAAGCAAAGUAACCUGAAAUAAUUUGAUAAGUUUACAUUGAAAGCCAAUUAAAGGAUUUAUAUUUUUAGAAUACAGAACAAAAAGAUAAUUCAAGCCUAUUUGCUGUUCCUGGUAAAUGGAAAAUAAUUUUUGCCUAUAGGGGAUAUACAGCACAACUUUUUUCCAACUCUUUUAAAUGGUCAAAUUGAUCCGUAUUAUCUUGGACACUUUAUCGUGUGGGAUGGGCAGCAGAAUGUUUUUUAUUGGUUAUGACUUGUUCGGAAAUGUAAUGAAAAGUCCAGAGAGUAUGCUAUUUUAAUGAAAGCUAUCAGAAUUUAUGUUUCCAGCCCUCUCUCACAAACAAAAUAUUGAUUUAGGCAUAAAUUACAUUAAAUUAAGGUGGUUCUGAAAAGCUAGGGUUAUUUGAUUCUUACAGUGGAACUCUACAGAGAGAUGCAUCUUCAUAAUUAUUCUUUUUAUGAUUUGAUAUUCACAUGUAAAAAUCAGGGGCUAUGGAACUUGUUUUUUGAGUUAAGGCUCACCAAGUUGAUAUUUUAGAAGGAGGCAUUAUUGCCAUGGUUGUUUCAUAGGAUGAUGAAAAGACCUUGACUUGAUUAAGUGAUGUUUGAGAAUUUGUUUGAGUUUGAUUGAAGAUCCUAUAUAAUUUUAUGUCUUAAUUAAGCACUCACUUUGCCAUGUCUUGUAAACUCAGUUUACGAUCUGGCAGUGUAAGCCUCAGUUUAAUUUGAUUUUGUCUCAUAUCCUUACAGUUAGACUUCAUGCUAGCAUUGCAGAAGAAGGAUACCACUAUCUAGUGUUUGACCUGUAAGUCUUGACACCUACAAUGCAAUAUCUGUUUUGUGUUGUUGAAUAAUGGUGCCUCUUUAAUAGAGGAUAGACUCCUAGAAUGGUCAGGAGCUUUACAAGUGUUUUCCAGGGAUUUUUAGUGUCCAGCCAUUAAAAAAUGGUGUGAGUUUAAUUCAGAUCCAGGCAGGUAAUUUACUGCUUUGUCUGAUAUAAGUAUGGGUGCUUUCAAAGAGAACCCAGUGUAAACACCUGUUGCUGGUGCCUCUGGAGAACACUACUAUUAAUGAUAAUUGAGACUAGUAGAAGCUUGUACAUUGUGUGCAUUAUACACCAUCCAGAUAACCAAGGUGUUUAGCAAUUGGAAAAAAAAAGGGAAGAAAGUUUAUGGGAAGGGGAGUAAGGGGAUGAGACAGCAAGUUGGUGACAAAUCUACUUAUAGUACUCUUUGCCAUAGUAUGGCUUAUGUGAUAACUGAGUUUAAAGGUACCUGAAUCUUAGAGAUGCUUACCACUGUUCAUAUUUCUAUACUGUGUUGUCAACUUAGUCUGAAUUGCAUUUCAUGGUGCUUGAUGUUGUUAAUCAUGAUGCAUUCUAACAUAUUUUUAUUUGUACUGCAGAGUAACAGGAGGAGAAUUGUUUGAAGACAUUGUUGCAAGGGAAUACUAUAGUGAAGCUGAUGCAAGGUAGAAAUAUUUUCUAUUUUAAUUGAUAGGUGGCAUAAGUGAAUUAUUUUAAGAGUUGCAAAAGGUUUCCUAAUGUUCCUUACCAUUAAAAGUGACCAAUAUUGACAAACAUAAUGGAAAAAUUUUUCUAAAAUUAAUACUUUACAUAAAGAUCAAAAAAGGUAAAGUUAUAACUGAAAAUACCCAAGGGGUGAAAGUUUUCAUCAGAUCAAGAAAUAAUCUCGAGGAGAAAAGAGGAUAUUUAGUGGAACAAUGCACUGUAUAUUAAAAUUAAACUUGACGUUCCCUUUAUUUUCUCUCUUUAAGUCACUGCAUACAGCAGAUACUUGAAAGUGUUCAUCACUGCCAUCACAAUAAUGUAGUUCAUCGCGAUUUGAAGGUAUAAGUUCUAUCUCUUCUUUAUCAACUGUAAUGAUUAUUUACAAAGGUUGUUUGUUUUAUUAAAUCACAAUUAUUGAUUCAUGAGCUGCAUAUAUGAAAAUUAGAUUUGAUUUUAUUCAUUUUGUUGUACUCGUGUGUAGCCUGAGAAUUUACUUCUUGCAAGUAAAGAAAAAGGUGCAGCUGUCAAGCUAGCUGACUUUGGGUUAGCGAUUGAGGUGGAUGGUGACAAACAUGGCUGGUAUGGUAAGUGUUGGUUGUGAAUGUGUGAUUUGGAACACAAUGGAAGCCACAGACUCUGUGAGGUGAGAUUUCUAAACCUCAUCAGUACCUUACUUCAAGCUACUUGUAAUUAUCUUUUGAUGUUAUUUACAUCAGGUUUCUUAAUGAGCUGGCUUUUAAAGUUUCAAAGUAUAGGGCUGUUAAAUGUUUGAUUGGACUAUCAGACUGUAAUCACCAAACUAGAAGGAAGAGAGGAAUUGGUGGAUGCAUUAAUUUUGAGUGACAUACUUCAUAAUCACUGCAAAGUACAGUCACUUCAGGCUUUUUUCCACACACCUAUUCAACCCAACAGUCACUAAAUCACUCAACUUUGGCUUACUAAAAUUUAACUUUAAUCCUGAGUGUUACUUACUGAUGCCUGUUCUGCAGAAAUAUCUGAUGACAAUGCCAGGGGCUACCAGUAAUUUUCACGUUCAUAAGUCGUUCUGGGAAUGCAACUCUUUAAAACACUGUACAGGUGCUCUUAGACUGGUUUUAAUUUUGCAAUUGUUUGUCCUUUGUAGGUUUUGCAGGAACACCAGGUUAUCUCUCUCCAGAAGUCCUCAAGAAGGAGCCUUAUAGCAGAUCUGUGGACUUAUGGGCAUGUGGUAAGGGAAUUGGAUGCCAGCCCAUUCAAUGCUACUUCUUGAAUUUUGUUUAAAAUUGCAGAAACAUGUCUUCUGGCUCAGGCUUUACAUGACACUUUGCUUGAUGCAACAUAGAAGUCAUGUACAGCUGCACAGUACUUAAUGUACUCUCAAAGAUGCAGUAUGCAUAUACUGUAUGCAUAUAUAGUACCUUGAUGUGGUAAAUUGUCAGAAUUUUAUUUUUAUUUUACUCUGUCUUAUUACAUCGUUAGUGUUACUGGAUGGUUUAUUUUCAGGUGUUAUCUUGUACAUUCUACUUGUUGGUUACCCUCCAUUUUGGGAUGAAGACCAACACAAAUUGUAUGCUCAGAUUAAGGCUGGCGCUUAUGAUGUGAGUUGAUUCAGUUUGGCUUGUAUUCUAUUUAUUUUAACCAUUGGUGUUUUGUCUCUUUGUUUUUAAUGCUGAGAAACUAAAGAUCAAUUAACAAAUAACUGACUCAUAAAUUUAAAAUCUUAUGCUUAGGAAAAUUCAUCCAGACCUUAUGAGUGUGGCAUUCACCGUUUUUCCUAGGGAUUGGGUCUAGCUCAUCCAUUCAUUGCAAAAUUCAAACAUUGUAGGACCUAAUCUCUUCUUCUUCUCUUCUAUUAAAGAUCAAGAACUUUAUUUAACUGCGACAAAUCAUCCAGUUGAGACAAAUAUUUAUGAUUGACUGAUUCAUGGUGGUGCCAUUGAUAAUAUUUGCAAGUGAAUGUUUUUGGAUAUUUCCUAACCUUUUUGUUGUGUUUAGUAUCCAUCCCCAGAAUGGGAUACAGUCACAGAUGAGGCAAAGGUCAGUGAUCCUUGGAAGUCCAUUACCCUCUCUCUUUCUCAGUGUUUCUUUGCCUGUGAGUCGAUAUACGGGCCUUGAUCAAAGCGAGCCGGCGAGAGGUUUACAAGGGGUCAGGCACUAGAAAUGAUUAAUUCGAGACCUCUUCUCAAGGGCUCAAACUAAUUUGCGAGCGAAGAAACGCUCUUACUGAAGCACUAAUUGUGAAGGCUUCUUAGAAGGUUAUAUUAAAUAAUAGUGGGCUGGAAUCCCGCUGUAUCUUACUCAGAGUCAAGCGACUGAUAAGGUGGCAAUUGGAUUCGUCAUGACACAGUUCCAUGUGCACAAUACUGAAAUAGGAGAUAAAGACACCUAUGAUAAACAGUUAGAUUACUGAGGCUACUCCCUGUCCAUCACGGAAUAGAUAGCAAGUAGCCUAGCCAAUCAGUUUUCAGUAUUUGUGAUAGAAGACGGCUAGAAGGCGAAGGCCUUACCACGGGUGGCACGAAAAAAAUUCCAGACCGCGGUCUCUCUGGUAAAAAAAACUUGAGCGCUUAUGGGUGCGCGAUUAGCCAGUCAGAUUCGAGAAUUUAAGAUUACGAGUUACUCAAUGUGGAAGAGACGCAGUCCUCGCCUUAUUUCCCUAUUAAUUUGGAAAUUGUGUUUGUUUGUUUGUUUUUUUUUUUACACAGGAGCUCAUUAACACUCUGCUAUGCGUUGAUCAGUCCAAAAGGAUAACAGCUACAGAAGCGCUGAAACAUCCGUGGAUCGUGGUAUGUCUCUGUACCAACGUCAGUUUGGUUUUUCGCCUUUUCCAGCGCAUCAGGCAAUCUUUCUGUUUGUGCUUUGAAUUUUGAUAACCUUAUUGUGAUGGUUCUUUUGUUCUGAAUAUCCGUUGUGGUGAAUGUAAUUUAGGUUUUUCAACACUCGAUCGACAACCACCACUCUGAAAGCGGUAAAUUUAGGUUAGUGUAAAUGACAAAAUUGAUGAAUUUCAUCAUUUAGAACCGUGAACGUGUGGCUUCCAAAGUACACAGACAAGAAACGUUGGACGGAUUGAAGAAAUUCAAUGCUAGAAGGAAACUUAAGGUAAUAGCUGUUUUUUCAGGAAUGAAAGCUGAGAACUUCGCAAAAGGAAAUGAAGUAAUGAUUGAAGUUCACAGAUUAAUACGAAGGGAAUUAAUCUUUCCGCAACGGAAAUUGAGUUAUUAAAUCUGCGGGAGAAAUUGUCACCCACGCGCUAAACGUUAAAUGACUUUGAAACUUGAUUUUGAUUCCAGUUGAUUCGUUAACAGGAACUGAUUGAUUUUUAUUUUGAUUGGGUUCUGUGUGUACUGUACACAGCUGUAUGUGUUCUAUUUUGCUUCGUGUAUCAAUUGCCGAGAUAAGUAAAGGCUUUCUUUAUCAGCAGGGAUCACAUGAAGAUUUUGCUGUAGUGAGAGAAGAAGACUGAGCAAUACAAAUUGCUUGAAAUGAAUGUUAAGCUUCACUUACAGACCGUUGUAAACAAACAGAAUAACAAAGAGACUAACGGACAAACAAAUGAGAAAACAAACAGAGAGUUACGACUUUGAAAAGCUGUAUAAUUUAUUAACACUAAGCUGUUUUUAAGGCCGGGUUUCUCUUUAAUUCGCCCUCUGAGAAUGUUGUUUAAUCAUUUGUUCUUUUCUUUUUCUCUUAUUCUCAUCUUAUGUCUUUCUUUCCUGACUGAGAUUUGUUUGAUGUUUCUUCAGGGCGCAAUUCUGACCACUAUCCUGGCAACGAGUAAUUUUAAUCUUUCUUCAGGUAUAAUUACUAUUCUGCUUGGAGUUUCAUUGAUGUCACAAUAUUGUUGUUGUUUCAGGGCGCCAUCUUAACAACCAUUGUGGCUCGUAGGUUUUCUGCUAACUCAGGUAAAUCACGUCACAAUAAAUAUAAAUGCUUUAAACGUAAAUAUUUUGUGUCGAGUCGUAGAGGAUUUAAAAACUUUAGUGGACAUAAACCUUUUACUAGUUGAAUUUACCUAAACCCAUUGAGAUGCUUAAGUUUCCAAGCCCUUUGAAAAUAAAGAAGCGAAUUUCCAAUAGAGAUCAAGUCGUAAGAACGGAUACAGGAAAACUUUUCCUAGAAAAAACCCCAAUGGUAUAGUUUUUCAUAGGUAUUAAGAGAUUAAGUUGACUUUUUUUCAUGCAUGUGUGUUUCUGAAUAAAUCGUUGCAUAAAGUGGUAAAAUACUGAACACUUGCGACAUAUCUGUGGUCAUGUUUAGUAUCUCAGUGUUACGUUCCAGCCCUAAAUGGCGUAUUAGUGACAGUCUUAUAAACGAGACUAACCAAUCAGCAACCUCAUCUGACCAAUCGCGAUGCCUGCAGUCAAUGCGUUGAACUGGAGCCGAGGGCGGGAAGCCUUAGUUUGCAGCAUGUUACAGUGUCGACCUUAAAAAUGUUUAAAAUUGUCCAAUUGAGAAAUAACUCUCGUAAAGCUUUCUUUGGUUACAGGAGUUAGCUUUCGUUCGCUUAUCUUUACUUGUUAAUUUUGAGGUUAACGUCACAUCUCGGUAUAGACCAUGUAGUAACAUGCAUAUGGUACACCGUAAAUUACACGGCUCUUCUUUAAAACAGGAAAAAAAAACCUCUUAAUGCUUAGGACAUUUGCGAUAAGAUGUACACUGGCGGUUAAAGCUUCCUGUUGGUCUGACCGCUUGGUUGUGUUACGACGAAAGAUCCUAAAGUUACGAAAAUAUGAUGUCGUGGUAUAUGGUAUAUAAACGCUAAAUUCAAAUAAAAUGUUAAAAUCUUAGAAGAUGUGAGCCCUGUAACCAUUUCUCUUAAUUCAUCUCAUUUUGUACUAAUCUAAUGUGGCCCAAACACGCUGCUCUUCAUUUGAACCUCAGCUGUUUCACAUCCGCGCUGCUAAUAUACAAGACAGUUUGUACUUUGUUAUUGGUCUCAAAGAAAUGAGUUUAUUGACAGACUUCAACCCUCACGCCCCGGGCUGAGUUAAUGUCUUAAAAUGAAGGCUUGAAUUGGGGGAAAAGGUUGAUCCCGUCCUGGAAAGGGUAGUUCAGAGAAGGACUGGUGUCGGUUAUGGGGCGUGGUGUUUCAAAAACCUGAGAGGAAAUUCACAUCUUAAUCAAGCGGAGAGUUAUUUUUUAUUGACAGGAUCUAACUCUUUCACUUUCUAUGAGUGACCUAAGAGGAAUUUCUUCUUAAAAAGUCGAUUUGAAUGUAUCUUAAAGCUGGGGGUGAUGAGAAGAAACGGAUGGGCCGAUUUACAGAGCCACUGAAAGUGAUGAAAAUGUCUUACAGACUUUUCUGAGGAAAGAUAUUUAGAUCUUGGAAUUGAAAGGGUUAAGUCUGGUUAGUCGAGAAUCAUCGGCCAGUAAUAACAAAUCUUAAAACAUUCAAAAUUUGGUUCCUUUCAAUCAGACUUGAAAACAAGAUGAUGUGUGAAAUGAGAUUGAGAUAAACAACAGUUCAGUCUACAAACAUACAAAUGCAUCGUUUCAGGUUUUGCUUAAGCACUUCUCAUCUCAUUAUCAUUAUUAGGAUUGCUAUCAUCACCAUUAUUGCUAUUAUUGCUAUUAUUAUUAUUAUUAUUAUUAUUGUUACAAUUGUGAUUGUUGUUUUUUAAGCAAGUAGUAGUUUGUAUCAUUGUUAUUUUCAGUUCGACCUUUUGUCAGUAAGAAAAAGGGAUCGGAUGAGGAACUUACGGUUCAUUCUGAAGAUGAACAUGAGGUUGACGUGUCAGCAAAUAAAGGUUUGUAAUUAAUAUGCUCCGUUAUCUAAUCCAAAGACCGAUCUUUAUGGUCUAAGGUUUCAAGGCGUACUCAUCCUGUUUUUUUUUCCUUUUUGUGAGCGUUUACUCAGAAGGCCGAAAAACUCAAAAUAUUGCACGUUCAACGCAUUUAAGGUCAGAACUGCUGGUCACUCGUAGUCUCUCACGGGCUCAUCAAGCAACACUCUUCUACUUCCUGUGAUAAUUCAAGGAAGGGCUGCUUCAGACCGUAUUUUAAAAUGUUAUUAUUUCAAUGAAAAUACAAGAAUAAGCGCUGUGUGAUGUUUAUUUGUCUCACAGAUCUUUGUCAAGAUUGAUUAUUUUGCGCCCUUACCUUUGUGUCACUAAAUUAUUUAGCUUACAUGAACAUUUUCUUUCAGCCAAAGAACAGCACAUCAUUCAGCUUACUCAGAAGUUGAUAACUAGUAUCACGACUGGGGACUUCGACACCUACAGGUAUUUAUUUUUGUUAGAUACCGUUAAAAUAUGACAGGUUUUUCGUCAACACUUGUUACUGGCACCUGUGUAGUUUCUUGUCGGUUCUUCUCCUUUUUGAUCUCCUGGUAAUUUGCUAAGCUUUUCCAGCUUUUCUGCUCCACACAAAUUGACACUCCAAAUGUCAGUUAGACUAAGAAACAGUGAACGAGCUGGUCCUUGGCCGAGUUCUUUUCAGGAAAAUUGUGGUAAAUCCUACUUCAUUUAUUUCACUUAAUUGUUGGCUACCUAAGCUUUGAUUAAAUCAAACGUUAUGAGAAAGAUUUGUUCCCACGCUCGUGACAAGACGAAAAAAACAUCUUUCUCUAUUUCUUUACCGUGCUCAAAACCUACCAUCUCUUUUAUUUCUAUCUAAAAACAUUACGCUAUCGACAUUGCUGAUCCUAGCAGUAUGCAGGACGCGUGUCAUAAAAUUAUGAACUUCGUAAUAGACCUCACUUACCGUGGAGUCUCUGUGGCUCAGUGGUAGAGCAUCGGAGCGCGGAAUCCGAAGGUCUGAAGUUCGAUUUCUCAUGGGGACUUAGAAUUUUUUCUUUGUCCCACGCUGGUGAUAGUAAAUGUUGUUGCUUUGAUCUGUUGCAGCAAAUUAGUAGACCCACAUGUGACAGCGUUCGAACCUGCAUCUAAUGGCAACUUAGUUGAAGGCUUAGAGUUCCACAAGUUUUAUUUUGACAAUUGUAAGUCGAAUUUAUUUACUUUUUCGUCUGGUUCCCUUUGUUCUCUGAUUUUCCUUUUAAUUCCCCGAAAUAGAAAUAGCAUGUUUAAGGUUUUACACAUCACGGUUUUGCACAUCACGGUGUUGCACGUCACAGUUUUGCACAUCACAGUUUCGCACUUCACUGAUUCGUAUUUUUCCCUGUUAUCUUCAUGUCGUCAAAUUUGAGCCACAUGUUUGUAGGGUCUGUUACAGUAAACGCGAAUGAACUUAAGAAAUCUUGCAAACUUUUUUUCUUUCCCCUAGACCUUUUUUAAUUUAGAAAUUAACUUACAGGAAGAAAAUAAGGAACUUUUUGGAGACACGGACAGAAACUGGGAGGUCCUCGUUUUAUCAUCUCAAACCAAAUGAUACACACCGAAAAACACUUAAGUAUGCGCCAGGAGAAAAGAACUCUCAACUUCCAGUAGCCGUGCGCGUCUCCAAAACGUCGAUGCUGAAGCUCUCUUUUAUAAACACCAGAUGAACUAAUUUUUGUUAUCAAUGAAUCUCGCUCCGACAGUUUAUAGUAUUGCAUGAUUAUUCUUUUGAUGAUUUAAAACUAGAGGACUUGGAGAGCACUGCGUCUCUUUAAUAAUGGAUUUUUUCCUAUUUUUUAUUUCAAUUUAUUUAGUGCUAGGCAAAAGAGCAACUCCAGUCAAUACAACUAUUUUGUCGCCCCACGUACACAUGCUAGGAGAUGAAGCUGCUUGUAUCUGCUACGUUCGGCUUCAACAGUUCAUAAGCAGGUGAAAACUGGUUACUUCAAUCCAAACAUCUAUCCCAUAGAAGUUUUAAUAGUCGUGAUAUCUCAGAAAUGUAAUUCUAUUGAAAUGCUCUGAGGUUAAAAACGAUUUUUGUCAGAAAAAGCCUUUCUUACGAAGUUGGUUGAUCGGUUGGUUGGUUGGUAGGAUAAUAGAUUGCUGUAGGUAAAUCCUGUUUAGAGGUAUUUGUGAUGGUAAUAGGACUGAGUGCUGAAAUCGGGCAGGUGAAAACCAAUUACGCUCCUGAAUUUCGUCACAAUUUUGAUUGACUGUACGUCCUUUUCUUUCGUAGUGCUGGUGUACCAUUGACAAGGCAGACCGAAGAAACACGAGUCUGGCAGAAAAAGUCUGGACAUUGGAUCAACGUACAUCUACACAUAUCAAACGCGACAUGCAGUCCGAAAAGUUAAGACGAGUUGGCUGCACAUGGUAAUUCCUGACGUCAUUGUAAUGGCGGAAGUACUUUAGCGUAUAGCGCUUUGAAAUAAUACACGAACUGAGUGGCACGUGACUACGCAGGACGCCCGCAAUACAUGAUGGCCAUUGACUUUUGUCAAACUAGUAAAAUUGAAUCGCAAAAAGGUUGCUUAUACUAGAACAUAAUGCUUGUUUUAAACUGUAUCAACUUGUAUUUUAAGAAAUAAUAUUACUGCGUUCUGCCGCACCAUGAAGUAAUAUCCAGCUUUUGGUCAUGCUUUUACAGGAUGUUUGGUAGAUUUUAUUUCAGGGUUGUAAAUACUAUCUAAAGUAACAAUAGGUUUCUUUCAAUGCUGCAAUGUAGUUAUGAAAACAGUCACUUUUUCCAAUGAAGGCCAUGGAAAUGUAGGCCGACUAGGAAGUUAUUUAUUUAUUAAUUUUUUCCCGAAUUCUGGGAUUAUUGUUGCAUACAAUUGUUGGAAAUGUUGGAAUUUUUCUCAGUGUGUUAUUUGAAUGUAGAUUAUGUAGGUGUGGUAAAAGAAAAGUUGCGUGAUACAAUAGAAUCUAAUUUUUAAUUGAAUUUAGGAAUUUUAAUUUUAAAAUGUAAUAUUUGGGGUAUGAUGAGUGUUUAACUACUUCACAAAAAUAUUUUACAAGUUGUUCUAGCUUGUUAUUGAAUUACAAACUAUAUGGCGCAAAACAAAAUUUAUCUGUUAUAAACAGUAAACUCAAUAGUAGGAGGGAAAUAUUUGGCGCUUAAAAAGGUUUAACAGUUUUAUUAUUAUUAUC